Molecule: messenger RNA, 2157 nt
Organism: Lithohypha guttulata
Lineage: Eukaryota; Fungi; Ascomycota; Eurotiomycetes; Chaetothyriales; Trichomeriaceae
Gene: SSE1
Product: adenyl-nucleotide exchange factor sse1
Exons: 3
Coding region: 1-2157 (718 amino acids)
Biological process (GO): protein folding
Cellular component (GO): cytosol; nucleus
Molecular function (GO): ATP binding; ATP-dependent protein folding chaperone
Source: RefSeq, a predicted model, not a curated record
AUGUCGGUAGUCGGAAUAGAUCUGGGCAGCCAGUCUACCAAGAUUGGCGUAGCUCGAAACAAGGGCAUUGACAUCAUUACCAACGAAACCUCAAAUCGACAGACACCAUCACUUGUCGGAUUCGGUCCAAAGAGCCGAUACCUUGGCGAGAACGCGAAGACACAGGAAAUCUCGAACCUGAAGAACACCGUCAGCUCUCUGAAACGUCUAGCUGGUCGAAAGUUGGAUGACCCAGAAGUCACGAUCGAGCAGGAGUACAUUUCCGCGCCUCUCGUGGACAUUAAUGGCCAAGUGGGUGCGGAGGUCACUUACAGGGGCGAGAAGCAGAGAUAUACCGCUACUCAACUGAUUGCGAUGUACUUGGGCAAGAUUCGGGAUACCGCAAGCAAAGAGCUGAAACUGCCAGUAUCAGAUGUGGUCCUGAGCUGCCCGCCCUGGUUCACUGAUUCGCAGAGACGAGCCAUGCUCGACGCUGCACAGAUAGCGAACCUCAAGCUGUUGCGACUGAUUAACGACAACACAGCCAUUGCGCUUGGCUAUGGUAUCACGAAAACCGACCUUCCAGAAGGCGAAGCUAAACCGAGACGAGUCGCCUUCAUUGAUAUCGGCUACAGCGAUUACACCUGCUCAAUAGUGGAAUUCCGAAAGGGAGAGCUAGCUGUCAAGGCUACAAGUUGGGACAGACAUUUCGGUGGCAGAAAUUUCGACAAGGCUCUUGUAGACCACUUUGGUAAGGAGUUCAAAGAGAAGUUCAAGGUCGACAUCAACACAAACGGAAAGGCCAAACUGCGAGUCAUGGCUGCAGUCGAGAAGCUCAAGAAGAUCCUGUCUGCAAACUCUUCUGCACCACUCAACAUCGAAUCCUUGAUGGAUGACAAAGAUGUGCGCGCUGUCUUGAAGCGAGAAGAACUAGAAGAAUUAGUCAAACCACUUCUGGAGCGUGUCACCGUGCCCCUUGAACAAGCACUUGCAGAGGCGAAGCUGAAACCUGAAGACCUCGACGCGAUUGAGAUGGUUGGCGGCUGCACUCGUGUGCCUGCUAUCAAAGACGCCAUUGCCAAAUUUUACGGUCGACCACUUUCAUUCACUCUCAACCAGGAUGAAGCAAUCGCACGUGGUUGCGCAUUCAGCUGUGCUAUUUUGUCUCCUGUCUUCCGUGUUCGAGACUUCUCUAUUCACGACAUUGUCUCAUACCCCAUUGAAUUUACCUGGGAACAAUCACCUGAGAUCCCAGACGAAGACACCAGUCUGACAGUUUUCAAUAAGGGUGGUAUUAUGCCAUCGACCAAGAUCCUCACCUUCUAUCGUAAACAGGCAUUCGACCUUGAGGCACGAUAUGCCAAACCAGAGAUGCUUCCAGGAAAGACCAACCCAUGGAUUGGUCGCUUCUCGGUCAAGGGUGUCAAGGCUGAUGCUCAGGACGAUUUCAUGAUCUGCAAGCUGAAGGCUCGCCUCAACCUUCACGGUAUCCUGAAUGUCGAAUCAGGUUACUACGUCGAGGAUGUGGAGGUCGAGGAACCAAUACCCGAGGUCAAGGAGGGCGACAAGAUGGAAACGGAUCAGCCGAACGGAGAUGCAGAGGCAAAGCCAAAAACACGCAAGGUCAAGAAGCAGCAGCGCAAGGGCGAGUUACCGGUGUCAGCUGGCACGUCCUCGUUGGACGAGCCGACCCUCUCCGGUCUUUCUGAGCAGGAGAACCAGAUGUACAUGGAAGAUAAGCUAGUUGCUGACACCGAGGACAAGAAGAACGAGCUCGAGGCGUACAUAUACGAGCUGAGAGGUGCCAUUGACGACAAGUACUCUGACUUUGCCAGCGAAGAGGAGAAGGAGAAAAUUAAAGACAAGCUCGAGAAGACAGAGGACUGGCUUUACGAGGACGGUGAAGAUGCCACCAAAGCACAAUACAUCGCAAAGAUGGACGAGAUCAGAUUCGUUGCAGGUCCAGUCGUGGGACGUUACAACGAGAAACAGGAAGAGGAGCGUCAAGCCAGGCGUCAGGCCGAAGAAGAGGCUGCAGCAAAGAAACGAGCUGAGGCUGAAGCCAAGAGAAAGGCCGAGGAGGAAGCAAAGAAAGCUGCGGAACCUGCCAAGAAGUCUGAAGACAGUGAGAUGAAAGACGCAGACACGGUAAAGGGUGAGGUUGAGGAGGCCAAAUGA